AGCGUCUCAGUUGUUGAUUGGCCAGAGUUCUGGGGGAAGUAAAACAGGAGGUGUCUCGUGAAAACUGCUUUCCGUUAAAUGUUAUUUUACAGUCUGACGAUAGACGGGAAUCCAUCAGCUCAGUGGCUGUUGAUGGACCAUCCCUAUGAAGAAACAGGGUUACAAUGGGACAGAGUACCUCGGAACAAGAGGUCCAGGGAGACAACCCUGAGGACAGGUUUAAUAACAUCAAGACAUUUGUGGAGGAGGAACUACAGACGAGCAUGAUGGUGGGGAUGGUGAUUGGUGCGGGCAUCGCCAUAGUCCUCAUCGCCAUCCUCAUCUUCUUCAUCUUGCGGAGGAUCCAGCUUCGAAACCUUGAAGCUCAGGAGGCACCCAAAUACCGCUUUCGCAAGAGGGACAAAGUCAUGUUCUACGGGCGAAAGAUCAUGCGUAAAGUCUCGCAGUCUACCUCUUCCCUGGUGGGUACGUCCUCUUCUUCUCGGCCACGCCUAAAGAAGAAGCAGAAAAUGCUCAACAUUGCCAAAAAGAUCCUGCGCUUUAAAAAGGAGGUGCCCAUCCUGCAGGCGAAGGAGCCCCCUCCCUCAGUGCUGGAGGCUGACCUCACCGAGUUUGAUGUGGCCAACUCCCACCUCCCCUCUGAGGUGCUCUACAUGCUCAAAAAUGUCCGUGUGCUGGGUCACUUUGAGAAGCCCCUCUUCCUGGAGCUGUGUAAACACAUGGUGUUCGUGCAGUUCCAACAAGGGGAGUACGUCUUCAGGCCGGGCCAGCCUGACAGCAGCAUCUACGUGGUUCAGGAUGGAAAACUAGAAUUGUGCCUUACUGGAACAGAUGGCAAAGAAAGUGUGGUGAAGGAGGUUUACCCAGGAGACAGUGUCCACAGCCUCCUCAGCAUCCUAGAUGUCAUUACAGGCCACCAGAAACCUUACAGAACAGUGUCGGCACGGGCUGCAGAGGUUUCCACUGUUCUCCGUUUACCUGUAGAAGCCUUCCUCUCUAUAUUUGAGAAGUACCCGGAGAGCCUGGUGCGGGUAGUACAGAUUAUCAUGGUUCGUCUUCAAAGAGUAACGGUCCUAGCACUGCACAACUAUCUGGGGCUCACCAAUGAGCUCUUCUGCCAUGAAAUGCAGCCCUCGCGUCUGCCACCUCCGUCUCCCCACCCGACUCGCACCAGUCCCAUCCGCCAUGGCAAGCGCUUUGGCAGCCUGACAGUGGCUGAGGAGCACCGGGAAGCUGCCAUUAAGGGUGAAGCUACAGGAGGGGAACAAGGGAAGGAUGGAGCAACAGUGCCAACUCUUAGUAGGACCAUCUCCAUGCCUGUGGACAUUGCUGGUAUACAGAAAAGUCUGAGAUCAGACUUUGACAUGGCAUACGAAAGGGGACGGAUCUCUGUCUCUGCAGAGGACGGCAACACUCCUCCUACUUUCCCUCGGUCCGUAUCCCAGGACCAGCGGGAGAGGAGGGUGACCGUAGAUGAGGUUCCCUCAGGGAUCUAUCUGUAUCCAGAGGAAGACUCGGGUGUGGACAAUAUUUUUACACCUGUAUCCAGUCGAUCCAGCACUGCUCUGUUUGAGGAAGCUCAAAAGGAGAUCCUCAAACUCAUGAAGAUUGAGGACCCAUCCUUGUUAAAUGGGAGAGUUACUUUGCACCAUGCAAAAGCUGGAGCCGUCUUAGCCAGACAGGGAGACCAGGACGUGAGUCUGCACUUUGUCCUGUCUGGUUGUCUGCAUGUCUACCAGCGGAUGAUUAACAAGCAGGAAGCCGUCUGCUUGUUUGUGACCCACCAAGGGGAGAUGGUGGGCCAGCUCGCUGUGCUCACUGGAGAGCCCCUCAUCUUCACCAUCAAGGCCAUCCGAGACUGUACUUACGUCAAGAUCUCAAAGUCGGAUUUCUACGAGAUCAUGAGGGAGCAGCCCAGUGUGGUGCUGAGUGCAGCUCACACGGUGGCCAUCCGCAUGUCAGCUUUUGUCAGGCAGAUGGACUUUGCUAUUGACUGGAUGGCUGUGGAGGCUGGCAGAGCCCUCUACAGACAGGACGACCAGUCAGACUGCACCUACAUUGUUCUGAAUGGACGUCUGCGUUCAGUCAUCCGCAAGACAAAUGGCAAGAAAGAACUAGUUGGGGAAUAUGGCAGAGGAGACCUCAUCGGAGUGGUGGAGGCCUUGACCAGACAGCCAAGAGCCACCACCGUCCACGCUGUGAGAGACACAGAGCUGGUCAAACUGCCCGAGGGAACACUAAACAACAUCAAAAGACGAUAUCCCCAGGUGGUGACAAGGUUGAUCCACUUGUUAGGCCAGAAGAUUCUGGGGAACCUGCAGCAGGGUCGCGGGCCUUUCUCAGGUUCACCCCUGAGUAUGCCCAGUAUGACAACCAGUGCCGAUGUCACCAACCCUGCUAGCAACCUCUCAACUGUGGCUGUCCUGCCUGUAUGUGAUGAGGUGCCGAUCAAUGCGUUCAACUUGGAGCUCAGCCAUGCCCUCAGUGCCAUUGGGCCCACUCUGCUAUUAACCAGUGAGAUAAUCAGAGAGCGACUGGGUGCUUCUGCUUUGGACAGUAUCCAUGAGUACCGUCUCUCUGGCUGGCUGGCCCAGCAGGAGGACAUCAAUCGGAUUGUCCUGUACCAGACUGACAACAGCAUGACCCCGUGGACUCAGCGCUGCAUCCGCCAGUCUGACUGCAUCCUCAUUGUCGGCCUGGGGGACCAGGAACCUACCCUGGGAGAGUUGGAGCAGAUGCUGGAGAACACAGCAGUUCGGGCUCUGAAGCAGCUGGUCCUUCUGCACAAAGAGGAUGGACCGGGCCCCUCCAGGACGGUCGAGUGGCUCAACAUGCGUAGCUGGUGCUCCGGGCAUCUGCACCUCAAGUGUCCCCGCAGGGUCUUCUCCAGACGCAGCCCCAGCAAACUAAGGGAGGUUUAUGAGAAGGUGUUUGAGAAAACGGCAGACAGGCACAGUGAUUUCUCUCGGCUGGCCCGAGUCCUGACUGGAAACACCAUUGCCCUGGUGCUGGGAGGAGGUGGAGCCAGAGGCUGCUCUCAUGUGGGUGUGAUCAAAGCUAUGGAGGAAGCAGGGAUUCCUAUUGACAUAGUGGGAGGGACCUCAAUCGGCUCAUUCAUUGGUGCAUUGUACGCUGAGGAGAGGAGUGCCGUCAGAACCAAACAGAGAGCCAGAGAGUGGUCCAAGGCAAUGAACUCAGUAUUUAAAACAGUCCUGGACUUGACCUAUCCCAUCACCUCCAUGUUCUCCGGUUCUGCCUUCAACACCAGCAUCUAUAAAGUGUUCCAGGACAAGCAAGCUGAGGACCUGUGGCUGCCAUACUUCAACGUCACCACUGACAUCACAGCCUCAGCCAUGCGCGUUCACCAGGAUGGUUGCGUCUGGCGCUAUGUUAGAGCCAGCGCCUCCUACACCCCCUAUUUACCUCCCCUGUGCGACCCCAAGGAUGGCCACUUGCUUGUGGAUGGUUGCUAUGUUAACAAUGUCCCAGGCUCUCUGUGGCGCUAUGUGCGAGCGAGCAUGACCCUCUCGGGGUAUCUGCCGCCUCUCUGCGACCCCAAAGAUGGCAACUUGCUAAUGGACGGUGGCUACAUCAACAACCUGCCAGCGGACAUUGCAAGGAACAUGGGUGCCAGAACAGUCAUUGCCAUCGACGUGGGUAGCCAAGAUGAGACUGACCUCUGUAACUAUGGCGACUGCCUGUCUGGCUGGUGGUUGCUGUGGAAACGGAUCAAUCCCUGGGCAGAGAAAGUAAAGGUGCCAGACAUGGCAGAGAUACAGUCUCGGUUGGCCUACGUGUCCUGUGUGCGGCAGUUAGAGGUGGUAAAGAAGAGUGCCUACUGCGAGUACAUCAGACCCCCCAUCGACCGCUUCAAGACCAUGGACUUCGGCAAGUUUGACGAGAUCUAUGAUGUGGGCUUCCAGCACGGCAAGUUGGUGUUUACUGGCUGGGCCCGUGGUGACAUCAUCGAAAACAUGCUGAAGGACCACCGCUCAGCCGACUACAACAACAGCAAGAGAACUGAUUCCUGCACGUAUCCAGGAGCUGACUUCACUGACCUUGCAGAGAUUGUAUCCAGGAUAGAGCCGGUCCAAAGCUACGUAGCUGCAGAAGCAGAGGAGUCGGACUGUCUGACAGAGUACGAGGAAGACGGGAUGGACACGGUGAGAGAGGAGGAAGGGGAGGAAGAAGAGGAGGACGCAGAGGACCCUGAGGACCACUCCCCUGGAGAGUGGGGCCAGAAUGGAGUCUUUCAGACUGAUGAGGAGAAAUCUGUGAGACAACGCAGGAAAUUCGCCAGUGACUCCAACACCUCCGAAGUCUCUGACUGCUGACAGAGGCCCCUGGAGGAGUAGAGGGAGUUUAAACAAGAACAAGGACUAAAGUACGGGUCCGUAAACUGUCAUGGCUACACACUUGGACGCCACACGCUCCUGCAACUUCUAAAACUCUGAAAUACUGUUUUUGUUUUUCUGGAUGAAAUCACCGUUCAUCCUCUAAAUUGUUGUUGAACCUUCUUUGCAUCAAGGGGCUUCCUCCUCGCUCUCACACUGGCUUCAUCUGUUCACAUUACGAUCACAAUAUGACCCCACCGUCAAAAUGCAACGGUCCUUUGAAGGUCUACCCCACCCAUCAUUUCUCUCAUCACUUUGACACCAAACUUGACCCAUUGCCAGAAUCCCUGCCUGCCUACUCCCAAACCUGUCAAAACAGGGACUCCCACAGUAACCAACACAACAAAACUGGCACACUUUAAACUUCCAAUUCAAUCUCCUGUUUCUCAGUUUCAAAUGGCCAGAAGGAUCAUUUCUGUGUCUCUGAAUCUUUAUGUAUGUCUCUAAUGUCGGUACAUUUUCAGUGCACUCCAUUAUUGAUGUUUUGACGUAGUACACAUUCAUUUCUUGUGUACACUUGUUCGAAUGAGUGUGUAUAUGUUGCCUGUGUGUUGGGAUGACUGUUUGGUACAGACCUGCAAAGCUGUGAUUUGUUUACAUAAUAGCAGGGACACUGAAAAGAAAAGUGAGAAAUACAUGCAAUAGAGCUGUAGUUAGUAAGAGUUAUGUAAGUUCAGCGUAGAUGAAGUAGAGAGUCAGGUAUGGGAAGCUGUAGGCGGAGUAGAUGUUCAUGUAGACACCAAAGUAGACUUUAUGUUGAAUAAACAGAGCUGGACCAGUGUUAGGAAGCAGAACGAGUAUGGAUUAAAAUUAGGAAACAUUUAUGGCAAAAGUUUUGAAAUGUGGGUUUAAGAAAAUAAAGAAGAUAAAAGUGUGUAGACAAGAAAAGUGAUGGGCCAGUGAGUCAAGUGUUAUUUUAAUUUAAUUUCAUUAAAAUUCACCCACAAUAGAAUGAGCUUGAUGCAUUGUAGGUAGACUAAACUGAACAUGAUGGAUGAUGGAGAAAAUGUGUAAUGACAGUCAGUGAGUGGACAUCGUGUCUGUGUGUUUGAAAUUUUGUGUUUCAGCUGUUUUGUUUGAGAUAAAAACGAUGCCUUUUCGACCAGUGUUCAAUCCACUCACAGUGAACAGUGACUGUGGAGAAGAGAGCGAUCAUUUGACUGACACUACACAACAAACCAGUGUGAGUCCACCUCUGCUUAUAUGAGGACACACAUACAGUACUCAAGGUUCCUGCGUAUAGUGGACAAUAAUGUGUGUAUGGAAGUGUAUCUGAGACUGUACAGUACUGAAAAUCUUUCUUUUUUUUAAACUAGCCGCAGAAACCCUGAGUAAUCCUUAACUUCAAAUGGGCAGAAAUUCACCUUAUGUAACUAUUAACACUUAAUUAAUAUGGACCUAUUGUAGAAAUUGUUACAAGAUUAUAUUAUAAUAUACACAAUGUUGAUAUUAAUAUAUGUAUAUGAGGUGGAAAAUUGUUAGUUCAUGCUUUGUUGAAAAACAAGGGAACCUACACCUCUUAAAAUCCAUUCUGUUUUAUUUAUACAUGUUAACUACUGGCUUUUUAAAAAUGAUUUUCUUUUUUUUAAUAUUUGGGGGUGGGGGUUGUCUUACUUUAAUUAACUUGGCUUUAGCUUUUUUUGCACUGAAAUAUUUGGAGUAUUCCUUGCUCAGAAGAUGUUUGGUUUAAUAAGAUGAAAUGCCAUGGGAAUCUAAAGAAAACCGAUCGUAAUUUAAUAUGCAUAUUGGAAAAUAAAUAUAUGCGUCAUAUCA
Siniperca chuatsi (mandarin fish) is the source of this 6167-nucleotide messenger RNA. It is a transcript of the gene pnpla6, whose product is annotated as patatin-like phospholipase domain containing 6. Gene Ontology annotation, molecular function: phosphatidylcholine lysophospholipase A1 activity. Bases 165 to 4334 code for a protein of 1389 amino acids. Gene Ontology annotation, cellular component: endoplasmic reticulum. The record is from RefSeq and is a predicted model, not a curated record. The transcript is spliced from 37 exons. NCBI's taxonomy places the organism in Eukaryota, Metazoa, Chordata, Actinopteri, Centrarchiformes, Sinipercidae. Gene Ontology annotation, biological process: phosphatidylcholine metabolic process.